Messenger RNA from Parathielavia appendiculata, 2012 nucleotides. RefSeq names its product Choline/ethanolaminephosphotransferase. The record is from RefSeq and is a predicted model, not a curated record. The coding region runs from base 389 to 1672 and encodes 427 amino acids. Gene Ontology annotation, biological process: phospholipid biosynthetic process. The transcript has 4 exons. Gene Ontology annotation, molecular function: phosphotransferase activity, for other substituted phosphate groups. Gene Ontology annotation, cellular component: membrane. NCBI's taxonomy places the organism in Eukaryota, Fungi, Ascomycota, Sordariomycetes, Sordariales, Chaetomiaceae.
AUUUGAUUCGCACCAGGGGCAUUGGGGGUACAAAAGGUACUCAAGGUUCUAUGAAUACCAACGAGAAACGUGAUGUUAUUGCUCUUUUUAAACAAUCCUGGAGAUAUGGAAUCUAAGCCAACGCCGAGGGGUUUUGAAUAGCGACGCAGGUCCGCCAACGACGUUACGCGUCGGGUCGUCACGCACUACUCCGUAUAAUAAGGGGUGAGGUGUUGCGCCGGAUCGCCAAUUUUUCUUCCUUUUUGUUCCCACCCGUUUCCUCAGACCCCAGUCCGACUUUUGAACCCCUAUUUGAAAAGCCGACAGAGCUCCGAGCAAUCAUACGCAGCGAGAGCACAAGGAGUGGAAAUCGGCAUUGGUUUGCCAUACCGAAAUCGUCGGCCGAACCAUGGCUCCCAACAAUGAAGAAGCCGCGGCCGAAUGCGUCUCGGAAGAUGCCCUCAUUCACCUCAAAUCGUACAAGUACUCGGCUGUCGACAAGUCGCCCAUCUCCCACUACAUCCUAAGGCCAUACUGGAACGCCUUCGUCGAGCUACUACCGCUAUGGCUGGCUCCGAACAUGGUCACCCUCCUGGGGUUUAUGUGCAUCCUCUUCAACGUUGGCCUGUUGGUGGUCAUGAUGCCGGAUCUUGAAGGACCCGCGCCACCAUGGGUAUACUACAGCUUCGCCUUCGGGCUUUUCAUGUACCAGACUUUCGAUAACGUCGACGGCAAGCAGGCCCGUCGCACCGGGACCUCGAGCGGCCUGGGCGAGCUCUUCGACCACGGCAUCGACAGCCUCAACUGCACCCUCGCCAGCCUGCUCGAGACGGCCGCAAUGGGUCUCGGCACCUCCAAAUCGGGCGUCUUCACCGCCCUCUGCCCCUGCCUGCCCAUGUUCUUCUCCACCUGGGAGACCUAUCACACCCACACCCUCUACCUGGGCUACAUCAACGGCCCAACCGAGGGUCUCCUCAUCGCCUGCGCCGUCAUGAUUCUCUCGGGCUAUUACAGCCCGGCGAUCUGGACCGAUCCCCUGGUCAAGCUCGUCGGCCCGCGCAUCGCCGUGCUCCGCUCCCUCGGCAUCCCCGACGACGUCCUCGCCGACCUCUCCAUCCGCGAUGUCUGGGUGGCCGUCAUCAUCGCCUCGCUCCUCUUCACCCACAUCCCUUUCUGCAUCCUCAACGUCGUCCGGGCGCGCCGCACCCGCGGCCUGCCCGUCACACCCGUCUUUCUCGAGUGGACCCCCAUGGCCGUCUACACCCUCUCCAUCGGCGCCUGGCUCUACUCACCUUAUUCGACCAUCCGCGCCGAGAACCACCUCGUCCUGUUCUGCAUCAUCAUGAGCUUCGUGUUCGGCCGCAUGACAACCAAGAUGAUCCUCGCGCACCUCACGCGCCAGCCAUUCCCUUACUGGACCGUCAUGCUCUGGCCGCUGGUCGGUGGGGCGGUGCUGGGCAAUCUGCCGCGGUUCGGGCUGCCCGCCGUCUCGGCCGAGACGGAAUACGCGUACCUGCUGGGGUACCUUGUCUUUGCGGCUGUGGUGUACUUCAGGUGGGCGUGGUUGGUCACCACGAGCAUCUGCCGGUUUUUGGGGAUUAGCUGCUUGACGAUUCCGUAUGAGAAGCAGAGGGAGAAUGCGAGGAGGGUUGCGGAUGCGGUGGUGGCGGCGAAUGGGAAGAAGGUGGAGUGAUGGAGGUGAAGUUGGGGUAAUAACAAAAAGGGGGUUCGGUGGCUGGAAGGAAGGAGGGAUGGGCGAUGGAAGGGCAGAGUGGGAGGCAGGUCAUUCAACAUCUACAAGUCGCCUGGGUUAGAGUUACGGGUUGGCUUUGGGCAUUGGGUUUUGCAUCGUAGCAUGGCGUUGUUUGUUUCGGGGUGUCAUUGGCAUCGAUAUCAUCGGGCCCUUGCUGGUACAUACCAGCGGUUUUGGAAGUACUUGAUUUGUAUGUCUGGGAUCAGUAAUAUUGGUCUUCAAGGAGGAUGAAGCAUAUAGACUCAAUAAGACGGUAAUAACCAAGAGCGUGGACACUGCU